This is a messenger RNA of Paramisgurnus dabryanus, 2099 nucleotides long. Its product is annotated as proteinase-activated receptor 4-like. NCBI's taxonomy places the organism in Eukaryota, Metazoa, Chordata, Actinopteri, Cypriniformes, Cobitidae. The record is from RefSeq and is a predicted model, not a curated record. Gene Ontology annotation, cellular component: plasma membrane. Gene Ontology annotation, biological process: positive regulation of Rho protein signal transduction; blood coagulation; phospholipase C-activating G protein-coupled receptor signaling pathway. Gene Ontology annotation, molecular function: thrombin-activated receptor activity.
AUUUGUUCAAUUUGUGAUAAAGCAGCUGCUCACUUCCUCACAGAUGCACAGAGAAGAACAGAACGAAGAGUCUUAUUCAAUGGUCUGAGCUCAUGAGAUCCGGGCAACAAACAUCACACCAGCAAUGUUUGUCGUUUCGCGAAUGAUCUUUCUUCAUCUCCUCCUCAUUGUCCUCCUGCACAUUUCUUCAACUUCAGAGAAGACAGGCUCCUACAACACUGGCAUUUGGAGUUCAGGAGAUUGUCUUGACCAGGACCACACCCCUAAAUGCACUGAAGCAACUGCCAUGUGAUUGGUUGAUUAGAUUAUUGCAUUAAUGAGAAAUUGAACAGGUGUUCAAUACUUUAGCUGCUCACUUCCUCACAGAUGCAGAGAGAAGAACAGAACGAAGAGCCUUAUUCAAUGGUCUGAGUUCAUGAGAUCAGGGCAACGAGCAUCACACCAGCACCAUUGCAAUGUUUGUCUUUUCUCGAGUGAUCUUUCUUCAUCUCCUCCUCAUUGUCCUCCUGCACAUUUCUUCAACUUCAGAGAAGACAGGCUCCAACAACACUGGCAGGGGGCGAGGCCUUGCACUCGUUAAUCAUACAUUACCGGAUGAGCAAAAGGAGCAGAUACAAAGCAAUGUCAUUGUACUGCUGGUUUCCCUCCUCUGCCUCCUGUCCUUCAUCAUUGGGUUUCCUGCCAACUCGCUUGCCCUCUGGGUGCUGCUCUUCCGAACCAAGAAGCUUCCUUCCACCAUCCUGCUGAUCAACCUCACCAUCUGUGACCUCAUGUUUCUGCUGGUGUUGCCUUUUCGUAUUGUUUAUCACUUCCAGGGCAAUGACUGGACUUUUGGUGAACCAUUCUGUCGUAUUGUGAUUGCACUAUUCUAUGGAAACAUGUAUGGUUCAGUGGUUUGUCUGGCACUUAUUGCUGUGGAUCGCUAUGUAGCUGUAGUUCAGCCUCUUAGUGCCAAGUCAUUCCGUAGUAACAGGAAUUUUGGGUGUAUGAGCGUAUUGGUUUGGGUAGUGGUUGCAACAGCAGCUGUGCCCUUAUUAGUCUCCAAACAAUCUUAUAAAAUAAAAGACCCUCAUAUAACAACCUGCCAUGAUGCUCUUCCACCAGAUCAGCAGGAAAACUUCUUUCUGCCUUAUUUUAUUGCCCUCUUCUCCAUCUUUUUCAUGAUUCCAUUGCUGGUAGUGGUGUUUAGUUAUGUUUCCGUCCUACGUACCCUUAUAGGUAAAGGGCAACGUUAUGCCUACGCUGUGAGAGUUAUUGUGUUGAUGUUGAUAGUGUUUGUGGUUUGUUUUUUGCCAAGCAACGUUCUUCUACUGUUGCAUUACUCAAAAUCAGACUUUAUUAAUAAUGAUCUUUACGUUCCAUACCUGAUCAGUUUGUCUCUCAGUACCUUUAACAGCUGCAUUGAUCCCUUCAUUUUGUACUAUUCAUCUAAAAACUUCAGGAAGAAAUGUUAUAUAAAAAGUGAAUCGGUAUGAUUUUAUCACUUAAAGUACAUCUGAAGCAGCAGUGCUGCGAUCGAUUAUUACAAAUUAUUGUUCUUUGUAUUUAACAUUUAAUGUUUAUAGAGCUCCCUGAUAAUGAGGAUUAAAUCAGGUGUUAGACAAAUUUGCAGGGAUGUGUUAAGAAAUUAUUUUAACAUUAAGUUGUUUGUUGCGUUUAUUUUCAUUUCUGUUUUGUCCAUGGCAGUUUCCAGAACAGGGUUUAGAUUAAACCAGGAGGCCUCAGUUAUACUGGAACAUUUAAGAAGUUUUUACAAACAAAUAUUACAAAAAAUAAUUCUGGUGUACAUCUUGAGACAAAACAAUGGCACUGAUAUAUGUCAAGAUAUGUCAGUGCAAGGUUUUUUUUAAAUUAAGGCAGCUCAAACAUGCACUUUAGUCUGGGACUAUAAGCUCUGUCUGGAAAUCAUGGUUUUGUUAAUCACCAAUUUUUACUGUGUAUGAAAUGUGCUCUAUAAAUAAACUUGCUUUGACAAAUGAGGGAAAACAUUAAAUAGAAGUAUAGCACUUAACCAACAUGUUUAAAUUAAUUGCAAAGAUUAAAUAAAUGUAUUUAAAAUAUUUAUUUUGGUAUAAACUUUACUCAGUCUAUGUACAUAU